GCAACGCCGAUAAUCCUCCUGCACUUAUUAUAACUUGGUACACCUGAUACUGAGUCUCUCGAAACCCCAGUGCGAUAGCCAAGCUGACAACAUGACUGCACCGGAGGAGUGGGAAGAGUGGGGAUCCGAACGCAUGUUUCGCGCAAUACAUGACAAAGUUGUUCUCUUGAGCCAUCAAGGCGAUGUCAAGGUCCUAAACUGCGACAAUGAGGUCGUCCUCAAGGUUGGAAGCAGAGUUCGUCCUUCUGAGGAAAUCGCUAUGCGCCUUGUCAAAGAGCAAACUGAUAUCCCUGUUCCGGAGAUCUUCCUUGCCGCCUACGUUGGCGAAGAAGGCCGACUGGCGAUGAGUGUCAUUCCCGGCGCUCCACUGACAGAAGCUUGGGAUAGUCUGGAUGAUACAACAAAGAAACAUGUAUGCGUGGAAACUUGGUCAAUGAUUGAAAAACUUCGUCAGAUUGAAAAGCCCGCGGCGCUGCAACACCACUUCCUCUGUCUUGCUGAUGGUUUGCCCUGUAUCAAUGACCCCAUUGUGGCGGGAAAUUGCUGUGCAGAACCUCCACAUCCUCCACUCCUUAAUGAUGAUGCUGUUCGCGCCUGCAUCUACAAAUGUUACUAUGCAGCAAACAGCUGAAAGUAUGAAAAAGAGUUGCUGAGCAUGCUUUCUUGCUCUGAUAUCUCUGUUUUCUCGCAUGUAGACAUUGGACCGCACAACAUCAUGUUUGACCAGAAGUCGCUCCAGAUAACUGGGAUCAUUGACUGGGAGAUGGCAGGGUGGUACCCGGAUUAUUGGGAGUAUUCCAGCAUCAUGAGGCCUGCUAGGUGGAAAGAUUGGCAGAAAUGGAUGGAUCUGACAGCCCCAAAGAAAUAUGACCUGAGUGGUAUUAUGGCAGCAAGGCGUGUUUUGUUUUAGCGUACUCUAUUAGGUUGGGAUUGAAGGCCUUACUUCGACCUUUUAGUCCAUAACGACAUUACGCGUUCUUCUUUGGAGGUCUUUGGUCGGUAUCAGCUGCUUGAGAUAUUGCCCAAUUUGCUCUUCUCGUCUAUUUUGCUUGAAACACACUGUUGC
Messenger RNA from Coccidioides immitis RS, 1066 nucleotides. RefSeq lists its product as uncharacterized. Bases 92 to 631 code for a protein of 179 amino acids. NCBI's taxonomy places the organism in Eukaryota, Fungi, Ascomycota, Eurotiomycetes, Onygenales, Onygenaceae. The record is from RefSeq and is a predicted model, not a curated record. The transcript has a single exon.